This is a messenger RNA of Sarcophilus harrisii (Tasmanian devil), 2674 nucleotides long. Its product is annotated as olfactory receptor 12-like. Bases 1255 to 2202 code for a protein of 315 amino acids. The record is from RefSeq and is a predicted model, not a curated record. Gene Ontology annotation, cellular component: membrane. Gene Ontology annotation, molecular function: G protein-coupled receptor activity; odorant binding; olfactory receptor activity. Gene Ontology annotation, biological process: sensory perception of smell; G protein-coupled receptor signaling pathway. The transcript has a single exon. NCBI's taxonomy places the organism in Eukaryota, Metazoa, Chordata, Mammalia, Dasyuromorphia, Dasyuridae.
AUAUUUUAAUUAAAAACCUUCCAACAACUCAUCUUCACCCCAGCUUCCCCAGCAACCUGGCUGAUGGGCUGUUAUUUUCUAUCUGGCAGAGUUCCUCUAUACAUUUGCGACCAGAAUCCCUCAUCUGUGUGUAAGUGAAGAUGUCAACAAUUCAUCUCUCUCCAGACAAGAAGAAAAAAUUUUCUUUCUGAUUUACUUGACAAAAGGAAAGGUUCUUUUCCCUUCUUUGCUUGGGGAAUUCAAUUUGGUCUACAGUCAGAUACCACAGUCAGCAAGAAUUAGUCAUUUCUAUCCUCUGUUCAACUAUGAUAUUAAAUAGAAGGUGAUAGGAAGGGGAAACAGUCCCUCAAGAGAAAACAGUAUUGUGGGCAACCAGUAAGAGUGGUGUAUGUCUUAAAAAAUAAUUGUUAGAAUUUAUGUAAUAUCUUAAGGUUUUCAAAAGAAGCACUUACUCUAUGAGAUAAGUCCUAUUAAUAUCCCAGUUUUACAGAUGGGAGUUUUACUGAGAGACAUUAAGUAACCUGCCUAGUGUCAAUUACUAAGGGUCCGAGACAGGAAUCGAACCCAGGUCUUGGUCUUGUACUGGAGUCUCCACACCUUUUGAAGACCUUAUAUGAGAAGAAUUGACAAUUGGUGUGGGAAGGGAUGAUGGUCUGAAUUGCAGGUUCCAGAAACUAUCUGUGACUAGAGGCUACCUGUUGCUAGAGCAGAAAGGAGAUUCUACUGCCUCAUCCUCUCUGCAGAACCAAAACACAAGGGAAGCUUAAAUCAUUGUUUCUUAAAGUGGGAAAGGGGAUCUUUAAUUGGCCCUUUAAUUUUGCUAUAACAGAGACAUCCUGUUACUAGGAGAGAGCCUUCAAUCAGGGAAGGUGUGUCCAAAAAAUAAAAAUAGGACUUUUAUAAUCCUAAUUGCUCAGUGACCCUGUGUUCAUCUCCAAGACCAACAACUUUUUCUUAAAUACUUCUUUCUCUCUAGCAACAAUACAAAUAUACAUCUCUCUGCAAAUAGACCCAUGGCCAGUGCUUGAGCUCAUAGGUAGAGAUUUUCAUCUUAGUAUAUCUGAUAAAGUUGGCCCACUCAUUUCAGAGUAGCUCAAAUAGUCUCAUUGCCCAUGGAAAUAGAAUUGGAUGAUCAUUUUUCUAUAUUAUCUUCUAAAUUGAUUGUUUAAUUAUGUCACAAAAAGCAAUCUUUCUCCUUGACCACAGUCCUCCCUUUAUUUUCACCUUCACCCCUAACCCAACCAGGAUCCAGCUAUGAAGACUGGGGUCCCUGGGAAUUUCUCUGCUGUGACAGAAUUUAUUCUCCUAGGAUUUAGAGUUACCCCACAGCUCCAGAAUAUCCUCUUCUUGGUCUUCUUGCUCAUCUAUAUGGUCAUACUUGUGGGGAACAUUGGAAUGACAGUUAUCAUAAAGAUAGACUCACGACUGCAUACUCCAAUGUAUUUCUUCCUUAGAAACUUGUCCUAUUUAGAUCUCUGCUACUCAACUGUCAUUGCCCCCAAAACUUUGACAAAUUUCUUAUCUACAAGAAAGACAAUUUCUUACAAUGCCUGUGCCACUCAGUUUUUCUUCUUUGCUCUUUUUGUCACAACUGAAGGAUUUCUCCUAGCUGUGAUGGCCUAUGACCGCUUUACUGCCAUCUGCUCCCCCCUCCUCUAUCCUGUACGCAUGUCCCAGCAUGUGUGUAUCCAACUGGUGGCUGGUUCUUACUUUUGUGGGUGCAUCAAUUCCAUGGUUCAAACUGGCUUCACCUUCACCUUACAGUUUUGUGGGGAAAACAGAAUUGAUCACUUUUUCUGUGAUGUUUCAGCCCUGAUCAAGAUCUCCUGUGUAGACACCUUCAUAAAUGAGAUAGUGCUAUUUAUACUAUCUGCAGUUAUCAUCAUAACUACCAGCCUGGUGAUCCUGGUCUCCUAUUCUUACAUUCUCACCACUGUCCUAAAGAUCCCUUCCACUCAGGGCAGGCGUAAAACCUUCUCUACCUGUGGAUCUCACAUCGCUGUGGUGAGUUUGUUCUAUGGUACAGUAUUCUUCAUGUAUGCACAGCCUGGGGCCCUCUCUUCUCCAGAGAAAAGCAAGGUUGUAUCUGUAUUCUAUACACUUGUCAUCCCCAUGUUCAACCCUCUGAUCUACAGCCUGAGGAAUAGGGAUGUGAAGGAAUCAUUGAAAAGAAUCAUGACUAAGAAAAGAUCCUCUCACUGAAGUCCACAGAACAGGAAAUGAUGGAAAAGAUGGUCUUACAGAAAUUUGAAUUUGUUCAGGCAUAGUAACAGAGUGACAUGUUAAAAAAGAAGUGAUAAAAACUUAGGUAUUUGUCUUUAUCCAUUUACUCACCUUCUUCUAUUUACAUAUGUAAUUAUCUAUCUUCUUUCAUAUAUCUUAUCUACCUACUUACAUCUAUCUAUUUAGAGUCAUUCUUUUUGUAUAUGAUCCAGACUUCUGAUUUUACUGGCAUAGGGAAUUCUCUUCUUCAUGUGUAAUAACAACUUUUUAGUAAUUUAUACUCUUAAAGAGUUGCCUGGGGUGUGUAUGUGUUUGUGGAUGGGUGGGGGAGGGUAUAAAGAUGUUAAAUGACUUGUUCACAGUUAUACUGCUAGUAUAGCACAUAAACAAGAAUUGAAGCCAAGAUUUUCUGACUCUGUGAAGAUCGCGUAUUUUAAAAUCAGCCGGAGUC